UUUCAGGUUUUUCAUACCUCAUCAAGGUCUACUUAUAGCCAAAAGAUGGAGUCUAAACGGCUUAAUCACCUAAAUACGUUCCCUCGUAAGUUACUUUCCAGUACUUUUCUCAGUGGUAGAUGUAAAUAAGACUGAAAGAAAUCUUUGUUAUACAGUAAUAAACUGGAGUUAUUUUGUUCUUUCUAGGUUGAUUUCUAUGAUACAUCCGGAUUUGGCACUGAUUUCAGAGGUGCUGAAGGUGUUGAAGUAUGUGACGACAAAUAUUUAACAAGAUUAUCCCGUCAUUAUCCCGUGAAGAAAGGCGCUGUAUCACUGUUUACUCAACCAUUACAACAAUAUUCAACAAUAAAAGAAAAAAAGUAA
Messenger RNA from Didymodactylos carnosus, 363 nucleotides. The record is from the annotation of a GenBank genome assembly. Lineage: Eukaryota; Metazoa; Rotifera; Eurotatoria; Philodinida; Philodinidae.